AUGAAGUUUGUGCUCACCUUGCGUCUUGCGCCGAUUUCCAUAAAGAACUUGGCAGCUCGAGCCUUCUGCAAUCCUGCUGAUGUUGAAACAUUUACGGAGGAGAUAAAAGAAUCUCUUUUGACCAAACGUCAUGGAAAAGGUGCUGAUUUUGUUCGUGCAGUACGUGAGAUUGUUGACAGGUGUGAGAAGAAGAAAAAACAAGAACAAGUUAGCAAUGAUAAUUCAAGUGAUGUAAUCUCUGUGCCAAAUGCAAGUAAGUCAGCAGAAUCAUUGAUGGAUUCUAGGUUGAAGGAUGAAGCUUCUGCAGUGAUGGUGAACUCUUGUCCCAAAAUUCCAUACUCUACUAGAGCUAAAAAUAAUCCUAGUUCAACUGAAAGUGCUGCUGCUACAAGACGAAAGGCUGCUCUGCGUGAUGCGGAGAUGCCUUCAGAGGAUCCUACCGGUAAUUUUGGGGCUACAGAAACACCUCUGCCAACAACUUAUUCAUUGUCAAGAAAACUUGAAUUUUUGCAACCGAAGAGCAUUGUCACACAGAAAAGGGCACCAUCUGCUAGAAGGUCCAGAAGUUCAGCAGAGGUGGACCCAUCUAGAUCCCAGAACUCUUUGUUGCCAUCUAGCCAUGGUGGUAGUUGUGCUGGGGAUACAGCUGCAACUGUAUUGCGGGAUGGAUAUGUGAGAAAGAACAAACUCAUCAGGAAACCUUCAAAUGUGGCUGAAGGGCAUGAUUCAGAGUCAGCUGCUUUUGUUUCAAAUGGUAGCAUCGAAGAGAAUGGUUCUGAAAUUGCAUCAGUUGACUCUGACACUCUUAGUUUCAAUGAAGGCAGCACAUUGGAGUCUGCUUGUGAACUUCUGCAACCUGAGUAUGUUGUUGAAUGUCGUGAGGGAGAUGUUGAGUUUAACCAAAGUCUUGACUUCGCUGUUGUGGUUAAGAAGAAAAGAAAGCCAAAUAGAAAACGAGCAAGUAAUGACACCAGUGAGCUUAAUGCUAGACUAGAUAGGGAAGCAGCUAUAGAGAAUAAGGUGUAUAAAACUGAACAAAUUUCGCCACGUGAUCUUGAUGAAUUGAAUUCUAGGCAUUCCAAGGAGGAAGGUGAUGAACACCUGCCAUUAGUUAAACGAGCCAGGGUUCGCAUGGGUAGACCAUCAUCUGCAGGAGAGGAAUUGGAUACCUUAGUACGAGCAGAGGAGAAAUCUUCGGAAGUUCCAAAUUGCAUUUCAGACCAGGGAUGCACGCCCUUGAUUUGUGAGGAAGAUAGCCCUGUUAAAAAUUCAUCUUCUGUGAAGAGAGAUGCAGUUGGUUCAUCACCAUCAAACAAAGGUCCUGUUAAUAAGCCUCAAGCCUGGGAAUUGAAGAAACAUCAACUGUUUAGUUGUUCAGUGGAUGGUGAAGCUGCUUUACCUCCAUCUAAACGCCUUCAUCGUGCCCUAGAAGCAAUGUCAGCUAAUGCUGCUGAAGAUCUUCAAACAUCAUCUGAAGCACCAACGACCAUGAAGACAAUUAAUAAUGGGUGUAGUUUCUCUUCCUUGGGGGACUGCACUAAUAUAUCCAUGGAAGGCAAAGCAGAGACUGAAUUUGGCUCCAGUGCUUCUCAGGAUGCCAGUGGCACCAUGAGAUGUCAGUGGAAUGAUCGGGCAGAUACAGACUCAAAAUCUUUUACAGAAGUGGCAGCUUGCACCACACCCUUCAGUGGUAAUAAUGGUUCAAAGCAUGUGUCUGUGGACUCUGCUGAGGGUAAAGAUCUUAGUGUGUCAUCUUUAGGUACUCGCACUGCUGAAAUUGUUGUGGUCCAAAGUCCAAAAGUGUUGUCACCUAUUCUUGGUGGAAAACAGGCUUGUCUUGAAUGCGAUCACGGUUCAGUGCUUUCAAAUGAUGACUGCAAAACUCAAAAUUCUGAGUUGAGCAAGCCUUGUAAAGAAUUUGAUCCUCUAGAACUUUCCAGGAAGAGUUCAAAUCCUGUUGCAGGAGACGUCAGAAUCCUGAUUGCCUCACCACCGAAUGAUACCAAUCUGCUUCUGCAUACUGCAGAGGGUGAAUGUUGUGAAACUACCAAGUUGUGGAAUCCUCCAUCGGAUAAGAACAUCCAAGAUAAUGAAAAGUCCAAGGUUUUGAAAGGAACAGAACCCAUACUGAAGGAUUCAAGUAACAUUCCAUCCCCAACUCCAGUGAAGGUUAUGAUGUCUGCUGUCCAGGGUCCGCAUUUAUCUCAUUCUACGAUUUUUUCUGAAGAUCAUUUGGGUGACAAGGCUGUCUCAUGUAUUCAGCCAUCUUCAACUCCACGCGAUGGAUUAAACUCUGUUGCAAUGGUAUCUCCACGAAAUACCUUGAUUUACAACAGGUCUACGCCAGAUAAUAGCAAUUCUCUUGAAAAUAAUGGAUGUUAUAGUCCUGAGGUUCCUUUGCACCAUGAGAAACUAAGUCCUGCUGGCAAGUGGAGCAAUAGGGCAGAAGGAAAUUCUGCUCUGGCAUCCUUUGAGGCGAUUCUUGGAACAUUAACAAGGACAAAGGAAAUCAUUGGUCGAGCAACGCGUAUUGCCAUUGACUGUGCAAAAUUUGGUAGUGCUGCCAAGGUGGUGGAAAUUCUUGUGCGACGAUUGGAACGUGAAUCAAGCCUACACAGAAGGGUGGACUUAUUUUUUCUUGUAGAUUCUAUUGCCCAGUGCUCUCGGAGCUUGAAAGGUGAUGUUAGUUGCAUAUAUCCUUCAGCAAUCCAGGCAGUGCUGCCUCGUAUAUUGUUAGCUGCAGCUCCUCCUGGAAGUAGCAGUCAAGAAAACCAUAGGCAGUGUUUGAAGGUCUUGAGGGUUUGGCAGGAGAGGAGGAUUCUUCCAGAAUUCAUUAUUCGCCGCCAUAUUCGAGAGCUUGAUUCUGUCUGUUCUUCAUCUUCCACUGAUGCCUUCUGUCGCCGUCCUUUAAGGACAGAAAGGGCUUUUGAUGAUCCCAUUAGAGAAAUGGAGGGUAUGCUGGUCGAUGAAUAUGGAAGCAAUUCAAGUUUUCAGCUUCCCGGUUUCCAUAUGCCUACUAUGCUGAAGGAUGAUGAUGAAGGAAGGGAUUCUGAUGGAGAGGGGUUUGAGGCCGUUACUCCUGAACAUAAUUCUGAAAUCCCUGAAGAACUAGAAAGUAUCCCCAUGCCUGCAGUUGAAAAGCAUAGACAUAUUCUGGAAGACGUUGAUGGUGAGCUUGAAAUGGAGGACGUGGCUCCCACUUUUGAAGGUGGGAUGAGAUCCAUCAGUGAUGUUACUGGAGUGAAUACUGCACAGAUAGGCCAUCCUACAUUCGAACAACAUUUCCCACCGCCCUUUCCCCCUCCCCUACUGAAGAAUGUUCCACCACCAUUUUGUCCUCCUCUUCCAACAUCCCCUCCACCUCCGCCUCCGCCUCUGCCUCCAACCCCUUCCGUCCCUCUGCCCUUGGCAAUUCUUGAUUCCGUUCGUAAUGGUCUUGAUUCAAAGCUCUGCAUGAAUGGACAGAACAUCAACCAUGAAUUCCAAGAAUCUAUUGCACAACAGUCUUUUGCAACAAGGAUUUACUCAACCAUCUCAGAUGGAGUUCAAUAUCGUGCUCCUGAGGGUAGAGAUCGUCAGUUGCAUAUCCAGAGACAGAUACCUGACUCUGUGGACUCAUGCUCUUUCAGCUGUGCACGUGUUCCUCAUCCCCAAAUUCAAGUGGGAAAUGGUUUUCAGCAGUCAGAUGGAGCUGCUUUAGACAACAAUGCUUUUCAUCUACGGCCACCUCAUCCUGCUCCGUCAAAUCAGUUCUCUUAUUUUCAAACAGAUCAGCAAAGGCCAUUGCAAAGGGAGAUCCCUCUCCCAUCCUAUCCUAACAGAUUCCAUUCUGUGCAGAAUACAGAGGGUAGAAAUUUUUACAGUGAUCAUGACAGAAUGAAAUUGGCUCCACAUGACAUUGGUCCAUGCCAUCCUGACAGUGCCAGAAUGCCAUAUGUGUCACAUCCAUAUGGUGGGCCACCUUGUCAACCAGCAAUGGCAAACCACAGGUGGGUUUUUCCUCCUCAGGCUUUGAACCAUAGAGUACUGAUACCUCAUAGACGACCCUCUGAAGCUCCAAUUCCAGUAGCUACUAGAGGUCUGUGUUCUGUUCUCUUGAUCUUUCCAUUCCAUUCGGAGCACUUUUCCUAUUGUGUGACCGGUUUAGUUCACUCUUGUUUAGCUCUAUUCUAAGAUUGUUAAAUCAUCUGGACUAUCUUUUUUCUGUGGUAGCUCCUGACUUCUGGCGACCAAGAUGAGCCAUCGCCAGGACCUACAGGUACUGUUAUUGUUCUCAUAUUUUCUGGUUGCAAUUGUGCUAUUUUUGAACACUCCCCCCCCCCCCCCCCCCC
Molecule: messenger RNA, 4331 nt
Organism: Ilex paraguariensis (yerba mate)
Lineage: Eukaryota; Viridiplantae; Streptophyta; Magnoliopsida; Aquifoliales; Aquifoliaceae
Source: the annotation of a GenBank genome assembly